AGCCAGUCUCGUUCAAUACCGUCGUCGGAGUAAGUAGCAAUCUACAUACAUACUUAGGUUGAAACCGGUGACCCACGACUGCCGAAUCUGCCUGUCAAGGAGCAUCCGGGAUUCCUCUAUAAAGAUGGACUGACACGAGCUGCCACCUCCGCCGACCCAAUGCACGCCUGUCUCCUGUCCAGCUCCGUCGUCCUCGUUUUGCUCCUCACGCCUAUCGCAGCGACCUUCCAGCCCUCUGGCGCUCCGUUCCGCGCCCCCGUGACUGUCGCACCGGGAUUCUCCGCGCAGGUCCUCUUCUCCAACCUCACCCUCCCGCGCGGCAUUGCCCUCGAUGGGGACGACAACAUCCUCGUCGUCGAGCGCGGGCUGGGCGUCUCCGUAAUCAGCCCUGCCGCGGGCGGGUGGGACCGCACGCUCGUCAUCGCCAACCCGAACUUCACGCAGGGCAUCCAGCUCGACGCGGACACCGGCACGCUGUACGUCAGCACCGCGGCCGCCGUGCUCGCGUACCAGUACGACCACGCCAGCAAGUCAGUUGGGAACUCAACCGCCCCGUGCGAUGUCAUUCUGGGUCUCCCAGCGGACGGAGAUCUCACCACGCACACGCUGCAGCUGGAGAAGACGCCCGGCGGCGCUGCUUCGCUCCUCGUCGCAAACGGACCGCUAAACAACAUCGACCCGACCGCUCGAGAUCCUGCAUCUGGCCGCUCGCAGAUCCGGCGGUUCGCGCUGUCAGCCAACCCGUGUCGCGGCUCCCGGCCCCCGAAACAAUGGACGGACGGACGUGUCGUGGCUUACGGGAUCCGCAACCCCGCCGGAUUCGCGGUGCAUCCGGCUCAUCCCCGCAAGCUUUACGUCGUCGAGAACGGCGCCAGCAUCGACAACGUCACAGGACUGACUCCAGCGUUCGUGAACGACAACCCAGCCGACGAAAUCAACGCCGUCCACCUCGGCCGCCCGGCCGUGUCGUACGGCUUUCCGGACUGUACCACGCUCUGGAACCCUACCGCCGAUCCCGCGGGAGAUCCGCAAUACACGGCGCUCGCGAGGGGCGCGCAGAUCAGCCUCAUGCUUACACCCGAGAGGAACCACAGUUGGUGUGCAUCGACGCAGAAUAACGUGCCCCCCGUGCUCAGUCUGCAGGCGCAUUCCGUUCCGCUGGAUAUCAAGUUCUACGCCCCGCCCGCAAACUCGACCGCCGCGUCCUUCCCGGCCAGCUUCGCGGGCGACGCGGUCGUCUCCUUCCACGGCUCGUUCAACCGCAAUCCGCCGACGGGAUACGGCGUCGUCCACGCGCCCUUUCCGUUCCGCGGCGACGCGUACGAGUUCCUCGUGCAGGCGAGUAACCUCACGUCCUGCUCCGGGCAUUGCAUCCGGCCCGUGGGGCUCGCGUUCUCCUCUACGGGCGUGCUGUAUGUCAGCAGCGACACCAGCGGCGAGGUGCGCAUCAACUUCCAAGCAUUCAGCGUCUGUGUUCUCAGAAUCUGCCAGCUGUUCUCGAUUCAGAGAAGUUGA
Molecule: messenger RNA, 1515 nt
Organism: Mycena citricolor
Lineage: Eukaryota; Fungi; Basidiomycota; Agaricomycetes; Agaricales; Mycenaceae
Source: the annotation of a GenBank genome assembly